AUGGGAGGCUACUACUACACUGGCUGUGUCGUAUGUGGCAUUGAAGCCGGGCUUAGCUCCUGUCAAUCGAUUUGUGCUCAUUACAGGCAUUUGAAGGAGUCGGGUCCAGGAGCCCAGCUGCUUUGGCUCGAUGCAGACGAAAUGGAAAGAACGUAUCGCUUCCGGGAGAAGAGAGACUGGAUGGAUACUUUACGUCUAAUCUAUUUUGAUCGAUCGAGCCAGGCGUACCGACUAUCCGGUAUUGCACAUCUUGCAGAUCCCAAAAAGACCUACUUUAAGGUUCCGAUCGACAGGAACCAAGCAUGCAUUGGCUUAGCCAAUCGAGACCCAUCCGGUCUCGUCAGGUACCACCCUCAGAAUGUCGCUUUGUGGUCCGAGUCAUUGGCUAAGCCGGUGGACUGGCGUGAAUUCGCCUUUGCGGUUCAUGCCUCAUGUUGGUCAUUGACCCUGAGAAUUGUUGAUCCGGACGCGGAGGAUCAUCUCCAUACCAUCCUUGCCGUCUCAUUAAAGAGGAUGACGGAGCUCCACACCGAGGAGUUUCGGGUUCUGGAUUCAUUGAACAAGAAGCGACGCGCACAGGGUACGGGUAGCCGGCAUAUCCGGGACUAA
Molecule: messenger RNA, 609 nt
Organism: Aspergillus fischeri NRRL 181
Lineage: Eukaryota; Fungi; Ascomycota; Eurotiomycetes; Eurotiales; Aspergillaceae
Exons: 2
Coding region: 1-609 (202 amino acids)
Source: RefSeq, a predicted model, not a curated record